This is a messenger RNA of Penicillium crustosum, 885 nucleotides long. RefSeq lists its product as uncharacterized. The coding region runs from base 1 to 885 and encodes 294 amino acids. NCBI's taxonomy places the organism in Eukaryota, Fungi, Ascomycota, Eurotiomycetes, Eurotiales, Aspergillaceae. The record is from RefSeq and is a predicted model, not a curated record. The transcript has a single exon.
AUGGCGACUUUUAUGAAGAAGUUCAAAAGGAAGCGCAGAGUGUCCACAGAACUCCACUCUCGCUGGGGUGAUGUUUCUAUCACCUAUCCCACACAAGGGUCCUGGAAUCAGUGGGAUCAAACUUCUGGUUUUGUUACGAAUGCACCGGCGAGGGCAGACAUACACUCUGAAGAAAAUCAACAAUAUCUCUCAGGCGGCCCAUUACGCCAGCCGAGUUCUAGCGCCUCGAGCAGACGAUCGCGAAGCACAGCCACACGAGAACACCAAGUGGGAGACACUCCAUCCUUCCCUACUGGGUAUUUCGACCAAAGCAUACGGCGUCGUGUGGGAGAUAGAGAUCCACACACACUGCCAUCCCAUACACCAUCAGGGCAAGGACUCGGCCUCGGUGAUCUCAGGCAUGGACCAAAUCGCCGACCCUCGAGCUCUAUCAUCCACGACGAAUGCACUACCGAUGAGUCAUGCGAUGAAGAAGAAGAGGAAGAACGAGAUACUCUGGGCCCACGAAUUGAAUUAAGCCCCCGAGAAUACGGCAUGGGAGAGAUGUUGCACAGAACACGCGACGAUUCCGAAGAUUUCGAUAUCCCAGCCAAGUCUCCUCCGCUUGCUGUGACUUCACGCAUGCGCCGUUGCAGCCUCCAAAGCUGUGCAACAGAACCCACAGGAUCUAUAUCUGGUGGUACCAACUCGAGACGAACGAGUGUUACCGCUGCAUCCUCUAUCUCUGCCCCCUCUAUGCCACCCUCUACACCUCGCGUUGCAUACAAUACCCCAAAGCACCCUCCCUUCCCAGAGAAAAGAUACCCUCCCCGUACAAAACAGCGGGAACCCGAGCCUGCGCCUCGACAGGAAAUGGUGCCUUCCUAUGAUGAGCUCUAUGGUUGA